AUGCUACGCCUUGGCUGUUUACAGUCAGUCAACACGGAAUUUGAAACCGUGGGAAUGGGACAGAUUGGAAUUAUACUACAUGAUUGCAUUCUUAUUUCUGGAGUCUGGUCACGGGUGUUUGCUACUCAUAGAAAAAACAAUUAUGGGAGAAAGAGUGUUUUGAUGAUAAUGGUGGUGUGGGUGCUAGCAUUAGCAAUAGGCACAGCAGCACAAAGUGCAAGUAAUGUUAGGGCAACAUAUCAUAUUUAUGAUCCAGAAAAAAUCAACUGGGAUUUUAACAAAGCAGGUGUAUAUUGUUCAACUUGGGAUGCCAAGAAGCCUGUGUUAUGGCGCGAAAAGUAUGCUUGGACUGCUUUUUGCGGUCCUGUCGGUCCUCGAGAACGAGCUUCUAGCGGCAAAUGCUUCCUUGUAACAAACAGAAGAACAGGAAAUAAAGCGAUAGUAAGAAUCGUGGAUAAAUGCGUAUUUAGCGUAUUAGACCUUGAAUAUAGUGUGUUCAGGCAAUUGAUACCGAAUGAUGGCUAUGCUAAAGGCCACCUUCAAGUCAAUUAUCAAUUUGUCAAUUGUGAUGAUAACGAUGUCGUAUCUGCUCAAUAAAUAUAUUUACGCAUCAUUGCUUGUGUCUUAUGUCUUAAUUAACUCGCUCUUUGAAUAACAAAUUACUCUUAUUGCACUGUUUGGGAGGUGAAAUGAAUAUUUGGACAUUAGAGAAUGGGGCAUUUUUAUUUUGGAAUUUGGUUUUUGUUGGCUUCACCCCUUGAAUUAUAUGGUUUUAUAUGAUGGGAGUUAAAGCCCUUAAAAUGUUUAUUAGUGUCAAAGUAUUAAUAAGUUAGAAUUAUAGAUAUCUUUAUUGCUAUGUUUUAUCAUUGUUUUGAACUACAUGUUUUAUUUAGCAUGGCAAAUUAAGUUCAAUUAGUUGUAAAUAUUAAGAGUACACGAUAUAGUCAUUACUAUGCUUAUAUGUUGAGCCAAGUCAAUCUUUGCUCAAAGAAGUUCAGAAUAUAUCGAGAUAUAUUAAAAUGUCUUCGAUAUUAUCGAAAGCCUCUAUGAUCCUUAGUUUGCUUAUAUUAUGGAGAGAUUAUAUUCUCCUUGAUUAUCUUCUUGUUAGUCAUGGUCGUGGUCAACAACACAGCAUCCCGCACAAAGUCAGAAUUCGAGAGAAAGGUAACGAACAAAUCAUAGUAGAUUUUUUAAUACUAAAUUUGUCACACUAAACUAUAUCAUUAUCAUCAUAAUACCCAGUGUAUCCCGCUCAUAGAAAACUAUGGUCAGGGUCUGAGGAGGGAAGAAAGACGACAGCUCAUCUCCAUAGAGGAGAGUGUAGGCAAAGAGUCCCUAGGCUCGAGAAAGGUCUUCAAAGAGUUUGUAGAAAAAUAUAAAGUAGAAUAAAAUACAGAUAUUAUUUCAUUAUAUUAUGUUUUAGGAAGUCAAGAUCUUUUUAAUAUUUAGGACAUUAAGGUUAUUUUGUUUCCUAUUAUUUAGGUUUAGGUUAAUAUUUUGUUUCCUUAUUUUAGUCAUAAUCUUUUGUAUAAAUAGAAGUGUUACCUCUCAUUAGUAAUUAAUACAAAUCCAGUAUUCACCAGACUAAACCCUAACCAAAUUCCGCAUUAUAAUUUUCUACAUGGUAUCAGCGCCAUAAGGUUUUCCUGGAUGGAAAAACUCUAUCGGUAUUUUAUCAUUGAUCAUAAUCGACGAAAAUUGAUCUAAACAAAAACCAAAUCAAAACAAAAGACAAUCAAACCAAACCAAAACAAAACAAACAAACAAAAAAAUGAUUUCAAUGGCACAUGUGGAACAAAUGUUCUUCCUCUUCUAAAAAUUUAACCAAAAAAUCAAUACAAGACCAAUAGUAUCGGAAAAAUUGAACUACCAAAAUUACACCACCAGGUGGUGUAAAGAAAUGAAGACCGAAAUUAGUGAUCGGGGGAGGCUCAAUCAUAUCACUAUCGUCCCACCGACCACCACAAUUGAACAAUGGGAGCAAAAUGAUAGUAUGGUGAUGUCAUGGAUCAUCGAAAAUAUUGACAGAGACCUUAUAGAAUGUUUUCUUGACUACACUACCACCGCUCACAAACUAUGGACAAGAAUUUAAUUCAUUCUCGGACCAAUUUCGUUACCUCAUUCAGAGUGAGGUCGCGAGGGGGAGAAAUAGAGACAAGGGAGAAGAGUCAAAAGAGAACCGAGAAGACCAAUCAUCAACCGCCCACGGCCCACCCCAACAAUGGGUGAACGCCACCAAAGCUCAGAUAAACCGAACCGGCAGCAAGAUCAAAUUCAACCAAGCACCUCUCGAUGCCUGGCCAACGUCUGAAAUUCUCAACAAAAAAUUGAGACAAGCCCCUUAUGUGGGAAAUGUGGUCAAUAUCUACAAGAGUUUGAAUGCUUCUUUCUCUAUACAUAUACUCAAUUCAGAUAUUGAAGGAAAUGAAAAAAAGCAAGUCAAACUGGAGAGAGAAAUAGGGAUGGAGAUAAUUGGGGCAAGAGUUUACUUUUCAAAAUCAAUCCUACCUAUUUCCCUUGACCCACGCAAAUCCCUUGACCCACAAAAAUCAAUCCUACCAAUUUCCCUCAUGAAAAUCCCCUACUCAUUUACCUUACAAAAAUCCCUUACAAAACAAAGAAAAAAGAAAAAUCUUACCACCCAUAAAACCUAAACCCAAAACUAAAUUAAGACCACACUCCAAAAUUCGAAUCUUUGAUCCAAAUAACAAAAUAAACCAGCCCAAUUUAUUUUUUGACCUUUUAUCUAAAUCCGAAAAUUGAAAGUUAAUUAUGAAAAAUUUGCAGAGGAGAUAAUCAAAAUUUCCUUUGUAAAAUCAAAAGAUCAACUAGCGGAUUUUCUGUUAAGGCGAUUGGAUUCGAAAACUUGAAAAUUAUUGUGCAAAUUCGAUUUCGGUGAUCCCGAGACCUAACUUGAGGGGGAG
This is a messenger RNA of Amaranthus tricolor (Joseph's coat), 2924 nucleotides long. Its product is annotated as pathogenesis-related protein PR-4-like. The transcript is spliced from 3 exons. The record is from RefSeq and is a predicted model, not a curated record. Gene Ontology annotation, molecular function: RNA nuclease activity. Lineage: Eukaryota; Viridiplantae; Streptophyta; Magnoliopsida; Caryophyllales; Amaranthaceae. Gene Ontology annotation, biological process: defense response to bacterium; defense response to fungus. The coding region runs from base 1 to 597 and encodes 198 amino acids.